GUUGCAUCCUCAAAAGACAAACGGGAGCCAGUACAAUGCAUACACUGCCAACUUUGGGGACAUAUCGCACGAGACUGCCAAGCCCCACACAACGUCUGUGGCACAUGCGGGAAAAGUCACCACACAAAUGACUGCAAUGCAUAUCGCACCUUCUACUGUGUAAGCUGUGACUCUCAAGAGCAUGCCAGUUGGGACAGGAAAUGCCCCGAAUUUGAAUCUAAAUGCGUGGGCAUAGACUCUAAGCACCCUGAAAACUCU
Messenger RNA from Suillus paluster, 258 nucleotides. RefSeq lists its product as uncharacterized. NCBI's taxonomy places the organism in Eukaryota, Fungi, Basidiomycota, Agaricomycetes, Boletales, Suillaceae. The annotation marks the transcript as partial. Gene Ontology annotation, molecular function: nucleic acid binding; zinc ion binding. The record is from RefSeq and is a predicted model, not a curated record. The transcript has a single exon.